Notodromas monacha is the source of this 2590-nucleotide messenger RNA. Lineage: Eukaryota; Metazoa; Arthropoda; Ostracoda; Podocopida; Cyprididae. The record is from the annotation of a GenBank genome assembly.
AUGGAAGAAGAAGAGAACGUGAUUUUGCGUUCGGCGAUGACGAAGAAGAGCGAGAGAGAAUUUGAAGAUGGGGGUGUUUCUUGUGUAGCAGUGAAACGGGCAAUUGGACGAAUCAUUCGUUGGCGUGUUGGUCGUGUUUUUCUGCCUAUCGAAUGCAUCGACGAGGAAGUCAGGAAAUAUAUUCAACAAUCCUUGAGUUCCAUGGAAAAUUUGUCUAAAAGAUGCUGUCUGGAGAAGAUUUGCCUCGUCGUGACCGAAGAUGAUGAAAAGGGAUGUCAAAAGCCGAUCGAAAAAUUCGUCGUACAACUUCGGAGUCCAGUUGCGAAUAAUUCUGCUCUCGUCGAAGCCGAUCCUGCAUUCAUAAAGUUGGAGCAAGAUUUCCGUGCUGCCUUGCUGAAAGUUUCCCGGUUAAGCAAAGGCGUUGGAGGAACGCUGACUGAGGCUGAGCCGUGCGAAUCAAGAUCAUUCGCAAUUUGGACUGUGAUGGAAAAUGUGGAAGCUUCGAAAUUUCUCAGCGAUGAUUCCGAACAACACGACUUUCCGUGGAUUCAUUUGGAGAAGUCAGUGGAGGAAGGCAGCAGCGGGGAAAUCAGCGGCAAGAGCGUGAUACCCAUCAGGAACUUCGCUUCACCGAUCGGUGACGUGGACAUGUUUGUGCUUGCCUGCGUGGAUCCCAGCAGCAGCAGCAGAGACCCAUGACGCAAACUUUAAAUAUGAUCCCGACCAGCCAAAGUCCCCAUUGAUCUCAGGAAACUGCGUGGCAGUAUAAUAAGUCAAGCGUUCUCUGAAAAAGCAGACUCGGGAAGGGUAAUCACUUGACUCAUGAGAGCAAGUUCAGGAGCAGACUACCGAAUGCAGUGAAGAAUAUGAGCGUGAAUGCGGAAUGGAAAAUGCUUUCGGCGGAAUUGGCGUUGCACUUGUCAGUGUCGCAGGAGCAGGCACGUAAAACUUGACGUUUUCCAUGAGUUCUCCGGACGCCACGUCAUCUUUGCAGCCAUUUACUUCGAGGUCAAAGAGCUUCAAGUCUUCCAGCGGUAGCAUCCCUCUCAUCACCACCUUCCCUGUAUAUGGAAAAGAUGAGUUGUUUUCUUUUGGAAAACCCGAUUUUGCUUCCUGGGAAGUCACAUAGGUGUCGCCUGGAUCGAUGAAUCUUUUGGAAAAAUCUAACUGGGAUUUUUCUUUUUAUAUGAACUCGUCCAAUACUGUCAAAGUUAUCAAAGUUUUGGCAACAUGCUAAGAAAGCUUUUUUGUCGAAUUUAAUUUCAGUGAUGAAGAAGAGGAACUUUCCGGCUUGUGCAGUAUAAAACAAUUAAUAACGGAUGCACUGGAAGUUAACUUGACGAAAUAAUGAUCAAGUGCAAAGUUCUUGCUGACGGUUGCUGCGAAUUUCAAAGUUGAACUUAUUUUGUUACUUAAAUCAGGCUAAGCAUGAGAUUAUGGUUUAAUUACUUAUUGUCUUGUCAGCAUUUUGAGAGUUUUCUGAGUAUAUAUUUCUGAAUUACUUAAGCUAUUCUUUGGAUUUGAAAUCGCAAUGCUAAACAUUACAUUUCCACAGCUUGAUUCUCCUGGAGUGAUCUUUUUAUGGCGAUUAUUUGCAGUUCUAGAAUUCCCACAAAAUUUUCUAUUUUUUGCUAUUGCCCUUUUUUAUUUGUAAUGAUCAUAAAAGAUUAUAAACUAAUUUCCAUAUUCCAUGCGUAACUUUUGGGACCUUGGCUUACAAAUACUUUAUCAGCUUUGUUUUUUGUCUUCUUUUCAAAUGUGGAAACCCCAUCUUUUGUACGGUAAUUUGCAUCAAUUCUUUUGACAUUUCGGCGGUCGUGCCCGUGAAGCGACAAUCGAUAUAAAAUCAAAUAUAUUUUCUGAUACGAAAGCAAGCUCGGAAACUUGAAUUUCUUUCGUUUUCGUCGUGCCGAAAAGAAAUCAGUGUGACAGGCCGGUAUACAGACUGCCUUCGGAGGAAGUUUUUCACCUUGAAGAUGUGACCGGGAGAGAUGAUAGCCAAGGAAAUUAUUUGCGGUCGGGUGUAUUGGAACCGAUAAUCUGUGACUCAAAGCGUGGGAAAUUCAACGAGAGAUAUAUAAUCGAGAAAGAAGAAACCGAUUUUGGAUAAACGGUUGCGAGGAAAAGAAAAAACUAAAUAUUCUCUGCUGCCUGCUGACGAAUGAGUUCGGCGAAAAAUCGUAUUUUUUUAUUGCUGAAUUUUAUCAGUUCGCGAUUUUGACCAAUAAUUCAGCUGAUCCACUUAUUUUUAAAAGGAUGCCAUGAUUGUAUAGUGUUAAAUUCAUUGGUAUAUGAUCAGUCCGCGCAUUUUUUUUCCAAAAUCUAUGGACAAUGGGGGAAAAAGUUCAUGUAAAAUUUGUUUAAAUUAGUGAGGCUAUCCCAGAUGGAUGCGUGAUGUACAGUACAAGGGUUGUCCCAAAUCUGCGCGGCUUUUGAUCUGCUCAGGUUGGGAACUGCUGAUGCAUAAAAGUUUAAAAAAUACGUUUUAUUUUUCAUUAUGUUUCUUCCUGCUGGUAUUUUUCUAUAAUUUACAAAAAUGUUCAGAACGUUAUUGGCACCGCAAUAAAAUAUUCACUUUUGUACCUGAACA